GCCGCCUUGGCUCGGGGCCAUUCCCUUCUCCUCGCUGCCAUCCUCCCCCGGAGCCCGUGGCCACCUCCUACAGCACGCGUGUCGUCAGGCUUGGCGAGCCGAGCGUCGCGUCCCGGGACGCCCCUAGCCCAACCAGCCCGCCAGGCGUGCGCCGGGGGAGUCUCCCCGCACCCUUUCCUUUUCUGGGAGCUGGAGGGCCGGGCUCCGCCCCUUCGCCACAGCGAGCGAGCCCCCGCCGUCCCGGGCUGCCGCCGCUGACCCUAGACCAGCGCUCCAGCACUCUCAGGGCAGCCUGGGGCGGGGGCGGCAACCGGGGCGACGCGGAGGUGCUGUUUUGCGAAGUCGGUGGGAGCCAGUGAGACCUAGACCUGGGAGCGCAGUGGAGCGGGACUGCCCAAGGCCGUGACGGUGCGCGGCUGGCAUUGGCUCUGCAGGUUUGGGAGACCCCCUGAAGCGACCCAAAGGAGACCAGCAGGGGCUGAAAUGGGUCCCAGGAGGCAAGUGUGACCUUGGAGUGCAGCCCGCCAGCCUGACACCCAGUUGGGGAGAGAGAGCACGAUGGACAGCAUAAUUGAACAGAAGAGUGUGCUGGUGCACAGUAAAAUCAGUGAUGCUGGCAAGAGGAAUGGGUUAAUUAACACCAGAAACUUCAUGGCUGAGAGCAGAGAUGGCCUGGUGUCUGUUUACCCAGCACCACAAUACCAAAGCUGUCGUAUGGUAGGUAGUGCAGCACCAGCCAACCUGGACAGCAGCAGGAAUGAGCCGGUCCAGCAGCUGCUGGACCCCAACACUCUUCCGCAGUCUGUGGAGUCCCAUUUCCGUCCCAACAUCAUUCUCUACUCAGAGGGCGUGCUGCGCUCCUGGGGGGAUGGCGUGACUGCCGACUGUUGUGAGACCACCUUCAUUGAAGACCGGUCUCCCACCAAAGAGAGCCUGGAGUACCCUGAUGGAAAGUUCAUCGACCUUUCACCUGAUGACAUCAAAAUCCACACCCUGUCCUACGAAGUGGAAGAGGAAGAGGAAUUCCAGGAGCUGGAGAGCGACUACUCGAGUGACACAGAGAGUGAGGACAACUUCCUCAUGAUGCCCCCAAGGGACCACCUGGGCCUCAGCGUCUUCUCCAUGCUCUGCUGCUUCUGGCCUUUGGGCAUUGCAGCCUUCUACUUGUCCCACGAGACAAACAAAGCCGUGGCCAAGGGAGACUUCCACCAGGCCAGCACUAGCUCCCGGAGGGCCCUGUUCCUGGCUGUGCUAUCAAUCACAAUCGGAACUGGCAUCUAUGUGGGUGUGGCUGUGGCCCUCAUCGCCUACCUCUCCAAGAACAACCACCUAUGAGCUUUCUCCAGGCGCAUAGGGGAAAAACCUGGGGCCAGUCGUGUGCAGAUGCACAGAAGGCAGGGCUGGCAAGGGGUAGACACAGAGGUAGACACACCUGAGUGAUGCUGUACACUAUAAGUUAUUGCCAAACAACCGGGGAUUUUCUACCCAUGGGUUUCUUUUGUUUUUACCCUUUAAUUUCAUUUUCACAGCACUGUGUAGAGCACGAGACACAUGGCCACUGCUGGUCCUUCCAAAGGGAAGCUCCAAAGAUCCUGACCCACAAGGCCGUCAGUGGAUGGAUUAUGGUGGAUUUAUGACAGUGCAACUCUCUCUGCAGCCUGCCAGUGCCUGGAAUGACAUAGCAUUAGCAAUACACAAACAGUUCAAAUGUGUUUAAUUUUUAUGGAAUAUGGUGCAAUAGGCAGAGGGCAGAGGACACGUUACUUCUGUCUGUGGCCCUGCUUGAUUCCUCCAGCACUUUCUGUCCAUGAUCUUUCCCUGCAGGAUGCAAAUGGGGCUGGCAGAGAGACAGAACUAUGGGCAGGUCCCCCAGCUGCCACUGGUCUUCAGAUGGGUGCAGCCCUGAGAAUGCAAAUCCAGAUCACAUGAGGUCUGUCCCCAGGCCCAGUGGACACUCCUUCUGUGCUGCCCCCAGCUUAGGAACAUCGAGCCUCCUUUGGAACAUGUCCAAAAUCAGCAGCCACCAUGCAGCAAUAUGCAGUCUUGGGGCCUCGUUGACCUAGGGUGGGGGGGCAGUCCGCAGGCCCUCUCGGGACCCCUUCUGGAAAGAUCCCAAGGUUUGCUCCAAGAACUGGAGGCAAAGGAGCUGUGGACACCGUCUCAGCAUAAAGAUGCCUGUGCUGACACUCACCCUGGUGAUGAGCAGUGACACCAGUGACCUUUAAAAGGAAAUGAACCUUCCCUGUUGACUAAAUGAAUAGCUAUUUUCUUGUCAUUUUUUAAAGUGCAACUACUGCUUCAUGCUGCUUAAGUUAUCCAACGAAUGCUGAGAAAUAAGUAAUCAGACAUUUUAAUACCAUU
Molecule: messenger RNA, 2361 nt
Organism: Suricata suricatta (meerkat)
Lineage: Eukaryota; Metazoa; Chordata; Mammalia; Carnivora; Herpestidae
Gene: SYNDIG1
Product: synapse differentiation inducing 1
Exons: 5
Coding region: 559-1335 (258 amino acids)
Biological process (GO): synaptic vesicle clustering; positive regulation of synapse assembly
Cellular component (GO): postsynaptic density membrane; intracellular membrane-bounded organelle; excitatory synapse
Source: RefSeq, a predicted model, not a curated record